AUGUUAUCCAAUGACAAGUCUGAGCAACGUAUUUCACGUAUUCUGAAUUCGACCUUUGGCCUGAAAACAUUCAAAAGUCCUCUCCAACAACGCGCCAUCCAUUGUGUUGCUGAGCGACGUCAUGACGUUUUCAUCUCGAUGCCGACUGGCUCUGGGAAAUCACUAUGCUUCCAGCUUCCUGCUCUUUGUCAUCCCGGAAUUGCUCUGGUUGUCUCUCCUUUGCUGGCAUUGAUCAGUGACCAGUUAGCUCACCUGAAGCGAGUCGGUAUUUCUGCAACUACAAUCAAUUCGAGAUUGAGCGACAAUCAACGGCAGAAGAUCAUAGAACGAUUGCGCAGCUUCUCACCUGAAUUCAAGGAAGACCUAAAAUUACUUUACGUAACUCCAGAACAAAUUCAAACUGCGGCAUUUUCAUCUGUCAUUACUGCGCUUCAAAAGAAGAAUGCUAUCAGCUACUUUGUUGUUGAUGAGGCUCAUUGUGUCUCAGAGUGGGGACAUGAUUUUAGACCGGCUUAUUUAUGUUUAGGGAAAGCCCGCCACCAUCUAUUUCCUACCGUCCCAUGCAUAGCUCUAACUGCUACGGCCACCCCGCGUGUUCAGGAAGACAUCAUAGCAAGCCUGAAACUUGGGGCGUUUUCAAGGAUUGCGGACGCUGGUCAAGUGCUGGCUGGACUUCGCACUUUUAAGUGCGGUGUUUUCAGAGCAAAUUUGUUUUAUGAUGUCGUCUUCGUGGAUUUAUGCCAAAAUCCUCAAGAAGAUGCUUUUCAUUUUGCGUCGAAAUGCCUUUCUUGGGAUGGAACGGUGCAAACUUCGUGGAAUAAAUUUGGUUCGGGCAUCAUCUAUUGUCGCACUCGGGCUGACUGCGAGUCCAUGGCCUCAUGCCUCACAACCCGUGGUCUCCCAACGCGCGCUUACCACGCCGGUUUGGCGAAAGCGGAUCGUGAAUCGGUGCAACUUGGCUGGUCCUCUGGACUGUUUCCCGUCGUUGCUGCUACUAUCAGCUUCGGUAUGGGUGUUGAUCGUUCCAAUGUUCGAUUCGUUUUCCACUGGACAGUUCCCAAAAGUAUGGCAGCCUAUUACCAAGAAUCUGGUCGUGCCGGUCGAGACGGCGCUCGAGCCCACUGUCGCAUCUAUUAUGCGCAGCAGGAGCGAAAUGCCGUCGUAUUUCUAACCAAACAGUGUUCUUCGCGAGGUGCGAAUCGCACAUCGAGCCAAGAGUAUCGAAAAGCCGACCUUGAUCAGAUGAUCAACUACGUGGAAUCCACUGUCUGUCGCCAUCGACUAUUUGCAGAAUACUUCAAGGACGAACUACCUCAUUGCGGUGCGCUUUGUGAUGUAUGCACUGACCGGGAUCGGGUAGUGAACAACUUGGCCGCAUUUCGUAAACUUAGCUGGUCUUCAAGGAUGGAAUCCGCUUCGGAGAAUGACUACUUCGAUAACGAAGAGAAUGGCUAUGUGGACUCAAAGGAAUUGGAGGAGUGCGAUCGCAUCGACCGACAACGGUUGAUCGAAGAAGAAUUUCGCAAACGGCGACACGACAGUGUUUCUCUCGGCCUAAAAUCAGGUUGGUGCGGUGCCCCCGAGAAGACAAACGUUAUCGAUCCAGAUAACAGAUCUCUCACCGGCAUCACGGGCCGUGCACGUGAUCAAACACUGCAACUUCUGAUAAACGGUAUGAAGGCUCACUUUCCGAACAUGACAAAUGAUGUAAUUGGCGCAUGUGCUUCCGCCGAGAUGGCACUAUUUCGGGAAUCAAAGGUGGCUGCAAUGUACCGUACACGCAUGGCUCGCCUUAUUACCCGAAUUCGGCGUCCGGAAACCACACCGGAUGAAGCCCUGUGUAUCGUUCGGAAUCGGGCUAGCGACGGAGGCUCCAAUGAGACAAAUAUGACCGUUGCUUCGUCACUUCACUCUAGCAAGGAUAGCCGCCCACCAUUCACCGUAUCAAGGGAUUCCGAAUUUGGCGUCGAAUCGAAGCCCAGAAAUGAGCUGAAAACAGUACCGGCGGACGCUUGUUACGAGAAGUUAAAAUCCUUCAACUCAUGCCCAGACGAUCAUCUUUGCCCAAUUACAACGCCUUCAUCCAUUUCUGGUGUUCUUGCAAACAGUGCUUCUCCUGUUCCACAUCCUUCCGGCUUUGACGUGUUCACCGACACGCAACUGCAACCUAGAAGGAUUUCCAGUAAUUCCGCAAACCCUGUAACCGCCGAAGUGCCCAGAAACGUCACUCCGAAGUGCGCAGCCUCGUCGAUCAGCUCCACUCUGCCACAUACUGUUCCCGCACUUGCUACUGGAUCUUUCACGGACCCAAACUGGAAAAACAAGGAUUCCCUAAGUGACGCUUUUGCAGGCGGGUCCAACUCUACUGAUGCCCAGAAGACCAAGCCAGUUGUCUAUUUCUGGGAGCGACGUGAUGAUGUGGCAAGGUGUCCACAGACAGCCUCAGUCCCAUCAAUCACCUCCACACCCACUCACUCAGACCUCAUGGCUGGAGAUAGCACUGUCAAGACCACUUUUCCUAGACUCGAGUGUCAACAGUCUAUUGCCCCUAUACCAGCCAGCCUGGAGCAGUGCGCCUCCAAGUUGAAGGUAAAGCCGGGCUCAUCCGAACGGGCUACUGCAUUGGCAAAGCGCGUUGUGGCCUCACUGUCUCGCCAUUUUGCCAAAGGACGCUUUCAAUCGAAGGACGUAUUCAAGGCGGUUGCCAAAGAGUUUACUCACAGACUGCUUUUGCUCAAAUCAAACGAUUCCGAAGUGUUUGCUACUCUUGAUCUCGCGGUGGAUCGGCUACUUCGUUCCUCAUCGUCUCUGCCGGUCUCUCACGUAAAAGACGUGCAAUGGACGCAGUUUCGUGAUUGGUUUCCCCCAUCCGGCCUGGACCUGACGUAAUUCUCCCCUGACCGAUUCCUCUUCUCCCGUGCAUUUUACACCAUCUACUCUGUGCCACCAUCCAGCGGUCUCCAGCCCACUAGAUCGCUCGUCUUUCAUCGCCAACGCUUUGGUCAUGUAUUCACUCGAUUUUCUCAGAAUAUUUAUACGAUCCAUUUUUGCCUUCCAAUAUUCCAGUUUGAUAGUCUGUCAUCACCUGAUCUUACCGGAUGUAAUUUGUCUAUGUGGUUCAUGAGAUACUGAUGUGAUCUUAUGGUUCAUCGAUUCCAGCAUGAAAUAGGCUUGUCACCUCCCAUUGAUGACAGUGAUUCCAUUUCCG
Molecule: messenger RNA, 3208 nt
Organism: Dicrocoelium dendriticum
Lineage: Eukaryota; Metazoa; Platyhelminthes; Trematoda; Plagiorchiida; Dicrocoeliidae
Source: the annotation of a GenBank genome assembly